AUGGUACAUAAUACAGAAGACAAUAUUAAUGAACUUCAUCAUCAACAAGUUGGAAAUGGACACGAGCAUGGGAAUAGAGAUGGUCAUGCACAUGGACAUGGACAUGGACAUGGACAUGGACAUGGAUAUGGACAUGGAUAUGGACAUGGACAUCAUUCAUGGAAACCAUUAGUAGAUGUGUAUGAAACUGAUUUGGACAUGACAAUAUAUAUUGAGUUGCCUGGAAUGAGGAAGGAAGAUAUACAUUUGGAUGUUAUUGGCAAUGAACUACAAAUCAAAGGAGAGAGAAUAUAUCCUUCAUCCACAAUGAUGGAGGAUCGUCAAUAUACUUCACAUUCACAUUCACCAACAUCAGCUUCAGCACAAUCACCAUCAAUCAAUGAAAUAGACUUGGAUCACCAUCUUGAAGAUGAACAACAUAAUCAUGGGGAUCAAGAACAUAAUGGAGGUGGAGUAGGAGUUGUGGGAACAGUCAAUGAUGGAAUAUUCAGAAGAAUGGAGAUACAAAGAGGUAGAUUCAAUCGAAAGUUCAUGUUACCUGUUGACAAGGUUGACAUAAGUUCAAUCGAAGCCGAGUACAAUCAAGGUAUACUCGAAGUCAAACUACAAAAGGUGUUAUCACUUCCAAUUAAUGGUGUAAAUAGCAUAAAGAUAGAG
Molecule: messenger RNA, 657 nt
Organism: Acytostelium subglobosum LB1
Lineage: Eukaryota; Evosea; Eumycetozoa; Acytosteliales; Acytosteliaceae
Exons: 1
Biological process (GO): protein complex oligomerization; response to salt stress; response to hydrogen peroxide
Source: RefSeq, a predicted model, not a curated record